CGCCUUUUUCGAUCUGUGUCUUUCACAGCGUACGAGGCUGACAUGGCUGCAGCUCCCCGGACAGAGGAAACGGACCCCCAGGAACUGAGGGAGGAGUUGGAGCUACAGAUCGAAGAUGCUGCCUUUUCACUUACCAAGCUUCUGGAGACUACUUCAGUAAUUUCAUCCCAAGUGGAAGAGCUAGCAACUAAAUGCUCCGAAAAUGCACGUUUCCUUAAGGCUUGGCGAGAUCUUCUGAAGGAGGGCUACCAGGCCUUUAACAACAGUUGAUAUCACACAGCCAUGUACUGCGUAUGUGCGUGCGCAUAGAAAUGACGAAUGAAGAAGUGGAUUUAGUAAUAUGGCUGCUUUUCAGUGAUCACACGUUUGGGGGUUACUCCUUCGUAUUUACUUUGUAAAGAUUUCUGGUUAUUACAUUAUUUUUCCUGUAUUAAAGCCUUUUUUUGUGUAUGACUAUUAAAAUGUUGAUGAUGAA
Molecule: messenger RNA, 475 nt
Organism: Spea bombifrons (plains spadefoot toad)
Lineage: Eukaryota; Metazoa; Chordata; Amphibia; Anura; Pelobatidae
Gene: C1H4orf46
Product: chromosome 1 C4orf46 homolog
Exons: 2
Coding region: 43-270 (75 amino acids)
Source: RefSeq, a predicted model, not a curated record